Molecule: messenger RNA, 12876 nt
Organism: Xyrichtys novacula (pearly razorfish)
Lineage: Eukaryota; Metazoa; Chordata; Actinopteri; Labriformes; Labridae
Source: the annotation of a GenBank genome assembly
GUGAUAGGUGGAGAGGAAGAGCACUGUCAGAGACACCGGUUGAGGAAGUAGCGUGUUGUGGAAGACCUUGGUUAGGAAUGAUCCCAAAUUGCUGUGUUUAUUGAUAUAGAUAGUUUGACAUAUGCACAUAGAAAGAAAACGUGUCUGAUAGGACGGUGGUUCUGACUUUUAAAUGAGGGAAAGAUGACAUAACUUGACGUUGUCACUGCCUGUUUAGCUCUACUGGAACGAAGUUAAACUUCUUCUUCUUCUUCUUUAUUAACUAAAUGUAGGAGUAAGAAGAUGAAUUCUCUGAGACGCUUCAUGCAGAGCAGGUGUUUGUUUCACAUGAGUAAAGUGAGGACAUCAGGGUCCGGGAUUAACAACCAGAAAAGACUGUUUAGUAAGACCAGGAGCUGCAGAACUAUCAUGCCCGCCUGGGUCAUAGAUAAAUAUGGGAGCAAUGAUGUGCUGAGAUUCACUAAAAACGUCAGUUUCCCUGUCAUCGACUACCCCAAUGAGGUUAUUGUCAAAGUGUUUGCUGCAGGACUGAACCCUCUGGACGUCAGCAUGAGAGGUAAGUCUGUUUACAGUCCCAUCACAGUCAGCGUUAUGGUCAGAACAUGUGCACAAACAGGCAGGACUGGAUGAAAUGAUAUGAGAGAAAAUAGGUGCAAUAUUACUGAUAAGUGGUGCAUAACGGUUUAAAGUUAAUAAAAUAAAGAAUGCACGUGACAUUAGACCCACAAAUUUAAAAUAGACCUGCCAUUUAACACAAUCACCAGUGUUUGCAAUAUUCAUUUGACUCAGUCAAAGAAAAAGGCAGAAAUUGGACAAUUGUAAGAAACAGAAGAGGUUGAGACUAAUACAAACCAAUAACAAUAAAACAUUUUAAGUGCAACUGCAUUGGAGAGGAGAUGAAAAUAAGUUAAAGGAUCAAAAGCAUCCAAAUAUAAAAAGUAAAAAAUACAGAUAAAGAUCAAAAUAUAUGGUUGAAUAUAAAUAAGACGUGAAAUACUUAUAUGACAAUGGUCAAUGAUAAACCAUCAUAACAUCAAAGAACAGCACUAAUAAAAGCCAAACUAAGGAGAAAGGUCUUUAGUUUACCCUUAAAAGUGUCAGCAUUUUCAGCUUCGCUAGGAUCCUUUGCUGGCAGACUUUUCCAGUUUUGGAGCACAAUGGCUUAAGGCAGCAUCAUCAAAUGUUUAACUUCUACUCUGAAGAACAAUUAAUAAAGACGAGCCAGAGGAUCUAAGAGGCCUUUGGGUUCAAAAACCACACAGAGCCUUAUAAACAAGUAAAAAACUUAACAAUCAGCCAGUGUGAAUUUUUGAAAAUAGGUGUAAUUUAUGCUCUCUCUCUCUCUCUCUCUCUCUCUCUCUCUCUCUCUCUCUCUCUCUCUGAACUGUGGCUGGUUUAUUGUACUCUUUGGUAGGGAGAGCAUAUCAUUAGUCUGGCCUCCUAGUAAAAAGAGUAUGCAUUAGUUUCACUGUGACAGAAAUGGCAUCAGAUAUGUUCUCUUGGUGAUAAAAUGCCAUUUUUGUCAGAGAGCAUAGAUGUGGUCUAAAGUUAAAACCAGAGAUGAUCAAAUACAACACCAAGAUUUCUUUCUCCUUGGUUAAGGUUAAGUCCAUUUCAAUUAUUGUGAAGGUUGGUCUUUAUGAUGAUGUUUCCAUUACUGCUUUGUAAUUCUUGUCGUCUGUUAUUCGAAUAAGCCUUAACGUCAGUGUAUUUAAAGUAUUACUUGUCAUUCCUCAUCCUCUUGAUAUGUCACCAGAACAUGUCUUACAAAGUGACCUUUCUCAGAGACUAAUACUCCCGCAGUGAAGACCACAAUAAUGAAUCAGACCCUUUACUGAAAACCCUUCUAUCUGAAUGAGCAGUGUGGUUCACGGGCUUACUAGCAUUAAACCGGUGCAACACAACAGAUAAACAUCUGUGUCUGACUUCAGUGCAUGACACGCGAUCUGCAGAUGGGCUGAGAUCUGUCUAAAGGGUGAGCACUGGUGUUCAGCUGACAUACUGGAAUGUCUCUACUGAUAAUAAAUAAUCAGAUUUAAAAAAUCUAAAAGCCUGUGGUGACUAAAAAAAGUCAUACCUGGCAUGUGAAGGCAUUUACAAACUGAAAAGAUGAUUCUUUGAGUUAAUUUUAUCUGGAGAGAGUAAAAUAGAUACUGAGCUGUACAGAUAAGAGACAGAGUAGACUGAUAUUUCCUGAGGCUGCUUUUCGUUUCUGAAAUCGAAUCAUACAACCAGUCAUCCUUCUCCCACACAGAUAGUGCCUGUUUUACCACUCUGUAGUCUUAAAGGAUGUGGGUUCAGUGGGGGUGGAUUGAAAAAGGGUGAACGCUGUUAUACUUCUAAGUUUGAUGGAAAUUUAAGUUUCACUAUUGGGAUUUCUUUUCUUGCUAGUUAAAGGCAGUUAUUUAGAGAUGGAGCUUUUGAUCCUCAUGUUUCAUGCAAGUUCUCCAUGUCAGGAUAACAAACACAAAAUUUCUCUCAUCUUAAUUCUGCUUAUCAUUUGCAUGUGAAAUUUACAUUUUCAGGUCAGACUUCGCAUGCUGGCAGUGAAGAUUAAAAAGUUAACCGGGAAAAAUCCUUAAUUUUUUUUUAAAUGGGUGGACCGAGGCACCUUUUCAAGCUUCCAUACCUGGAAGCUCAGUAACUCUUAUUAGGUAAUGAAAUUCAAAAAGGACAUUUAAAAGCAAAGUUGCAUUUUAAAAAUAUUUUAUAAAAGCUAAAAAAAGUUGUUAUAUAUUUAGAGGACAACAUAAAGUCAAACACUUCAAAUUUAGAUUCAAAUAUGUCCGUUACAUUAACAAUUAACUGUGCAAAAUAAAGUCACAUUGCUGUUCUUUAUAGUUCUGCAGGUAAAGGCAUUACACACUUUAAUGGUGCCCAUGCAAGAAUCUAGUCCUGAUCCUGGUGGGAUUAGGUGCAUAUCAUCCCCCCGUCUUUCCCAUCUUCCUAUACCAGUCCUGUCCAAAUGAAAGAAAAAAGACCCUUAAACUUAAAAAAAGCUCUUCAGUGACCUUUUUUUUCUCAUUCAAGGUUAAAUUGUUUUGAAGCUGAAGUCUUUGGCUGUAUUCAGACGCUCUGCUCUCCCUGUCAGGUGGUUAUGGUGCUGCAACUCUGUCUAUGAAGAGAGACCCUCUGAACAUCAAACAGUCCAACAGUGAGUUCCCUCUUAUCCUGGGACGAGACGUGUCAGGGGUCAUCAUGGAGUGUGGCCUGGACGUGAAGUACUUCAGAGAGAGAGAUGAGGUAAACAAAGGAAACGGUGUAUAUUAUACCUCACCAAAAUAAAGUACUCAUGUAUCACACAGGGCUUUGUUUUAGCAAAUAUUUGGUGAUAUAAUCUAUCUGAUGAUGCAGGAGAUACGGUUCAAUAUAGUGCAAUAAACUUGAGGAGUGUGAGUGAAUACAUCACAGUCUAAAAACUGGAGGGGACUGGCCUGGAAGAGUGAGCGUGAGGUACUUUAUCACACCCUGUCAGCACGAUAGUACCCCCCCCGCAGGUUCUGAUUGCUGGAGAGGGUGCAGCGAACAAAAGACCAAUCAAGCACACAGUUUCUUUAGUUAGACAGUAUUGGCACUGGGGCUGUCAUGAUAUCAGAUAACAUGUCCUUUUAAUAUUGCAAUAACAGUAUACAGAAAGCUUGAAAAUAAAAAAACAUAAUGAGCCAAAUGAGGAACAGGGGUUUAUUGAAAUGAUAUUUUAAAAUCUUUGAUUGCAAUAAAAAUUUGUAAGCAAAGCAUUAUACUGCAGUUUUGUUUUUCUGCUAUAGCAUGGAGAACACACCACCAUAAAUGCACAAAAUCUGAGGGUGAAAAGGUAACUUUCUGUGACAGCGAUUCCCAAAAACUGCAUCUUUAAGUGAUAGGCUGUAAUAUCAAACACACUUGUCUUUGCAGCCUGAGCAAAGGAACUACCAUACAAUGAAAACUGCACUGCUCCUUGUCAGAAUCAGUAAUGUAUCACAGAAUGUUAGGUCAUGGUACUCAAUACCCAAAUAAAACUUGCCAGGAAAUCCUCCCUGUUCACGGUAACAACUUGUUCCUGGACACUGAGUCAUACAUGAAUUAAGUAUGAGAGUAAAGUUUGUAGUCAGGCGUGUGUGCAGUAAACAAAAACAUCAGAAACAACAGGAUUACAGGUACCUCACUGUUUUUCUUGGAAUCAAUGUGUCUGAGCACUGUAGAUCAGUUCAUCCAUUCAGUGUCCAAUAUGUCACAGAGACCCUUUUUCCUGGAUUAUGUAUUGUCAUCCCAACUGGGUUUAGAAACCAAACAUGACUCGGAUGUUUUCUGUGUCACAGCUGAAAAUAACUUAUAUUGAAAUGGGCCCAAGAACAUAAGCUUUAAGAGCUAUCCAGAUGCUUCAAGCCACAUACAUUUUUUUUCUCAGGUGUUUUGUUGGUCUGUUUCCAUAUUUUCAGUAGUAAUGUUUUUCUUUGUGUCCCCCUUAGGUGUGGGCUGCUAUCCCUCCAUGGAAGCAAGGCAGCCUGGCUGAGUUUGUGGUGCUGAGUGCCAAUGAGGUUUGUUCAUUUAUUUAUUGAUUUGAUUCUAUUGUGUUGCACUAUAUUGUAGUGUGUUCUGAUGUAUAUUAUUGUAUCCUGUCCUACAAUAUUGUAUUGUAACUUAUCGACUGUAUAGACUUGUAUCAAAAGAUUGUUGACUCUACUGUUCCGCAUACUUCAGAACUGUAUAAUAUGAUAUGAUACCAAAUGAAUAUAUCAACAGGAUGGGAUACGAUAAGAUCAGUAUAAGGAUGGAACAAAACACAACAAGACACAAAAUAAUACAGAGAAUAUAACAUGAAAUGAUAUAUGUUAAAAUACAAGAUGAAACAAUAGGAAAAUAAAUAUUACAAAACAAUAUGCUGAACUUUAUAACAAUAAGAUAAAAUUUGAUCAUACAAAAUAAAAUGAUUAGUGUGAUAGAGUACAAUAGAAUAUAAGAUACAAGUCAGGAUAUGAUGCGAAACAAUAUAAGAUACAAUACAUAUUACACUGUACUGUAUCUUAUCAAAGUGUAUUGAAUUGUAUAUCUUAUCAUUUAAUAUUGUCUUGUAUACAGUCUUAUGUCGUACUAUAUAAUAUAUUUUGUAUCAUAUUGUGCCAAUUUGUUUCUUUUUGUGUCACCCUGCAUUUCUUACCUCUGCUGUCCAUAUUAUAGUGAUAUGUGUUGUCAAUUUGAGUGUGUAUCAACAUAACUGAAAACCAACUAUAAAAUCUGUCUGUCUGAAACUAAAUCUGUCAUUUUCUUGAUAGAUUCAGACCUUCUCUCAUGACUUAGUCUUGGUUAGAAUAGUACUAUGUGCCAUGAAAAUGCUAUUUUUUUAAGUGUUAUCAUUAUAAACCAAUGUGUGUUGUGGUCAGAUUUCCCACAAACCAAAGUCUCUAAGUCACACCGAGGCAGCAGCCAUCCCCUACGUGGCGACCACUGCCUGGUCUGCACUGGUUAACACCGGGGGACUCAACAAGGACAACUGUGCUAAGAAACGGUGAGGGGACAUAGACAGACACGAACACACACAUACUCAAAGACACACACUUUUCCCUCUUAAUUUCAGUCCACCCUUCUGCAGGAAGCUCCCUGUCUUUGAUGAAACCAAUUAUUUCACUCCAUCCAAGCUUGGCCCCGUUAGCCUGCCCUGCUCCCUAAUGAGCCUCAGGGUGCUGUGCCUCUCUGGCAGCUGUUCAGGCGCUCCCUUACACUGCUGUGAAGUUGACACCCUGAAGCUCAGAGUUCGGUUGACAUGAAUCUUAAUGAGAGAGAAUCUGUGCAACAAAAGUGAGGAGAACAUUUCCAACACGGUCAUUUUUAUCCAUCUGCUGUUUCUCUGCAGGAUCCUGAUCCUCGGAGGAUCUGGGGGAGUUGGAACAUUUGCUAUACAGGUACAGACGCUGUUAUGUAACACAUAUACCUUCCCUGAAUACGAGAGUGUAAAUGUAUACUCUAUAACUGCAGUCUGAAUAAAGAGGGCUGACGGUGGUCUUAUAAAGUCUGUUCAGGUUUGAAACUCAACCACAUCUUACCUCCUGACCUGAAUUCUGGGGUCACAUUGCACUGAUGUAACACUUGAUCUCAUUAAUCAUAUAUUCUCUGUGCCUCUUAUAUAUGAACGAACAAUCUGAAUCAAACCAGUUAUUAUGGAUUGCACCAAUCAUAAAUUUUAUCACAAGAAUCAGGCAAAUUAAAUUGUCAUUUGAAAUCAUGUAAUUGACACUUCAAUUUGUGCACAGAUGCUAAAGGCCUGGGGAGCCCAUGUAACUGUUACCUGCUCCCAGAAUGCCGAGCAGUUUGUCAGGGAUGUGGGGGCGGACCAUGUGGUGGAUUACACUGUUGGGCCUGUGGAGGAGCCGCUGAGAGCUCUUGAGAAGUAAGAACAUCUUCAAAACACAGAAACACAUUACUUUAGUGUUGCUUUUUUACUGUCUGUAUCAGUGACCUGCCAAGUUACCAUGGCAACAAAGUCCCUCCAGCUGCAGGCAGCUCCACUUCUUUUUUCUCUUUCCGCGUAUAAGUUUCCAUUUCCUCUUACUUUGUUAUCAGUCCUCAAAGACCUGCUUGUGUACAGGUUUACCCACAAUCCCCCUCUUUACCUCCAGAUUUGACCUGAUUCUGGAUAACGUUGGGGGAGACACAGAGCGAUGGGCAUUGACACUACUUAAGCCAUGGAGUGGAGCCAAGUAUGUCACCCUUGUAACGCCAUUCCUCCAGAACACAGACAGGCUGGGUAUCGCUGACGGCAUGGUACAGACCGCUGCUACCAUGGCUACCAAAGCUCUGAAGGUAACAUCAUUGUCCAAUAACGCUUAAGCACCUGGUUUUGUUGAUUUUGGCGCCCCCUGUGGAUAAAAGUUAUAACUCUUUUAAAAAAAGCUGUUUCUUCAGCCUCCUGUCAGGUAUUUGGUCUGAGUAAGAGAAAUGAUCAGUCUUGCAACCUUUACCUGCACACUAAAGAUCUAAAUUAAAGUAUUUAUUUAAGAACUUGGAGAAAUGCUGAUUUCAGUGACACAAUAAUCUAUUCAAACACAAACUAAUAAAUAGUAGAAUCAGAAAAACAUGUUUUCGAGAGCUGCCAGGAGCAUACAGCAUAUCUCUGUUUUCUAACAAUGUGUUUAUACCUUUUAUGCACACUCAACAAUAGGCCCCGAACUUCUCUUGCAGAACCGCAGAUUGCAUCAUCAGAAGACUCAGUUCAGUACAGACUGAUUUCAAAAGAACAAACAACACAUUUUCCUAAUAUGGUUGUUGACACAGCAGGAAGAAAGGUUAAAAAAACAGCAGAUCAUGGCUCAACUUCAUGAUGCAAUAUUGUCGAAAUAUUACGCCUGUAACUGCACAUUUCAGUUGGACUGCCUUGUGACUAAAGAUGUCAACCUUUAGAGGUACUUUAGGAUUUGUUAAAACACAUAACUUUAUUAUAAAUGAAAUUGGUUAUCAUUUGUUUUAGUAUAAAUAUCAACAUAACAUCACUUUCAGCCAAUUGAAGCUUAAAAAAUCAAUCACAGUCUACCUCAGCGAGCAUCCUCUACCUCAGCCAUAUAACACAGCUAAGAAAUACUUAAAGUAUAUCUGUGACCAUAUUUCUGAAAGUAGGAAAGAAUACAGUCAUCAAUUAUGGUAAAGUUAAAGGUUGUUUUUGUGUCUUUAGAGUAUCUGAUUAUCAAAUACUGGCCAAAACCAAAAAAUUGUGCAUCCAUCACUAGUGGUAUUAGGGAUUGUAGUAAUGCAAGUCAGUAAAAAGGCAAAUCUUGAAUCCUUAAAGGGAUAUUCCAGUGUAAAUUUAAGUUAUGGUCAAACACACCGUAACACCGAGUUAGACUCCCCCUCGAGAGAUGAAUGUUGCCGACUGCUUGCUUCUCUAGAUAUACCAACUUCAUCAAUGACCGCAGGAUAGCAAUACACAGUCUACGUCUCCACGCGCAAACCUCAACCAAAAAGCCACUCUAUGGCCACAAAUAACGCUCAGAACAGCACCUAACUUCAUCAACAGUACAUAUAGGGUCCCAGCCAUAGUACAAGCCAUCAAACAUGUUUUAGCUUUGCCUGGUUUCUUUAGCAACAAGACCAAGUGUAACUCACCGACUCUCUUCCAGCAGCCGCUUGGUUGUGGGGGGGCCUUGACAAGUCGAUCACUGAGUGCAGCAGAGAUUCGCAGCUCAAGGAAGAACAUAUAUGAUUUUUACUCGUGGUAAUGCAAUCAGACUGAGACACUAAGGCAAAAUAACUACUGCUUCUGCAGUGCACAUACAAGAUACACAAGAACCCUGAUUGGAUUUCCAUGAAGUAAUAAUAAUAAUAUAACUAGAGAAGCAAGACUCAGUGUUAUGGUGUUUUUGACCCUAACUUAAUUUACACCAGAAUAUCCCUUUAAUACUAAAAAAGACACCUGGACAAACACCUCACAACACACUGGAUUCAUUUGGAAAAAGUUGGUGAUGUAACUGGAUAUGGAAGAGCUUCACCACUUUGUAAAGGGACGGCAUGAGCAAAUUUUUCAGCAAUUUCAGAAUAAUCUGUCUCUGUAAAUAAUAAGGUGAUUUCCUCUCCACUGUACAUGUUAUUGUUAAAGGUUCAGACAAUCGAGAGAAAUCUCUGUAAAAAAACAAGGGUUAAUAAGGACUUUUGGCCCCUCAAGUGACUCUGCAUUAAAAACAGACAUGGCUCUGUAGUGGAAAUCACUGCAUUGACUUAAUACCACUCUAUUAUCUUUGCAAUACUGUACUAAAGUGAAAUUUUUUGGUUUAAGUAAUUUGUGAAAAAAAAAAAAAAAAUCAAAUUCUGUUUAUCAUUUUUGUGCAUCGUCCCAACUUUUUUAGUGUUGCGGUUGUAUGUUUGGAUCUGUGAGAAAAGAGUUGACUCAGAUCUCACAUGGUCAGUGAACACAUGUAUGUCUUUGCUAAACAUCUGAUUUCCAAACCACAAACGUGCGUCAAACCAGCUCCUCUCCUGCAGAGGAAGAUGGUCACUCUGAUUUGGACACCAAGUUGGUAGUGUGAGCGUCUUUCCACCCUGAUAAGAGAGAACAUCUUUUCCAGUAUGGUUUAUGCGAUGAUGACACUCAGGUAGCCAUGGCAACAGGUUUCUCAGUCAUCAUAAGACAACAGAUAUUCAAUAUCUAUUCCUGAAAAAACAUAAAUGCAUGUGAGUUAUAUACAGCAAGUGAUGUUAGUCAGCUUCACACACACACACACACACACACACACACACACACACACACACACACACACACACACACACACACACACACACACACACACACACACUCUUGGAGCUGAGUAUCAAGUGUAAGUUGCAUCCUGUCAGUGUGCCCAGUGUGGUGAACAUCAUGCUCAGCAGAGCUUGCAGGCUGUGCAUUUGUGGCGUGUGUGUGUGUGUGUGUGUGUGUGUGUGUGUGUGUGUGUGUGUGUGUGUGUGUGUGUGUGUGUGUGUGUGUUUCACAUCCGUGUACCUCCAUCACCACUUUUUUUCAAUCCAGAACUUUGUGAUGUUUCAAUGUCCUUGUGGCAACAAGCAGACCAAAAAAGUAACAGCUCUACUUCCUCUCUGUUUCAGAUCACACCUCAAACCAAAUCCUUGCUCCAAUUUAAUUUGUCAGGUUAAUUUGGAUAUUAUAAAAAAAAAUGGUAAAAUAUCACCCCAGAUUAUCCCCCUACUAAUCCAAGAAAUUAGAAUUAAGUUUAGUAUGAAAUAACUCAAGAACAUCAUAAAAAUGAUACAUUUAAGCUUGAAUAUAUCUACAAAUAACUGAAGAUUGAGGAGAAAUCUCUCUGCGGUUGUGCUGAAAAAGUAUUUAUACUGUUGCUGUCAUCUUCAAAAAUCCUGGGUCUGACUGAGGAAAAUGAGUUAGUAAUAAAUGUAAACUGAACUAACACUUCAGAGUUCAAACCAAAGAUCAGAUGUUCACCUUCAGCUCGGGGUGUACAGGAUGAAGCAAUAAAGUGAUGCCUGUUGCAAUUUAGAUUCUGACUUCCUCACCGUUUCUCAGUAAAGCAAGAGGUAAAUUUCUCAUGCAUUUGAAGCGGAAGAAGAAGAGGGUGUAAGGUGGCGUGAAGACUCCUGGGACGUCCCCAGAAGACCUGACCCUUUUCUUUUUUUACUGUGUAACUGUCAGACUGUGGGGUUUGUCCCAGGGCUAGGAGCAAUGAUGGCAGCUACAGCUUUGAGUUGAACCAAACACCUUUAUUUCAACCUCUUUUAUUCUUUUCUGUAUUUUUUCCUCUCCCUCUCCUUUUAAUCAUUUCUCAUUUUGGUCAGAGAGCGAAGAAGUGGUUAGACAGCAGGAAGGAAGGUGGAAGUGAUAAAUAAAAACUUUCAGAAUAAAAACCACGAAAAUUGUAAAAUUUUGCUGGUAAAGGCAUUAACAGGAAUCAGGCACAUGAUCAGCAAUUCAGAGGAUAAAUAAUGAAGAUCUAUGUCCUGCAGUAACUUACAAAAAGGACCAGAACUGUGGUGUCUCAGUAUGAUUGUAUAUUUAUUGCAUGGUAUCAAUAUUUCAUUUAAAAAAAGAUCAUUAUUGAGACACCAUGUCCUUUCUCUUUGCUGCUCAAGAAACCAUCUGUCGUAUUUUUUAGAGAAACGAUCAACUUUGUCCUGAUCAAAAUCAUCUCAACUUUCCAAAUAAAAGGCGAUGAAGCUCAUUAUAAUAGUGUUUUAAUGGUUGCACCUUGUAUUUGAGUUAGUGUAAAGGAGGUCAAACUUGGAGUUUGUUUUCUAACAUUAUAUGGUCAGUCAGAGCCAAAAUCAGACAGGUUUUUUAGACUCCACAGGUGUGUCUGAUUCAAGAUGCUGAUGGCAUGGAUGGAAGAAAGACACUUCAAGAUGGCACAUCUGAGUGUGAAGAAAGAGAAGGAUUUACCCUGUGGUUUUCUACACCGGAAACAAAAACAAUACGUACACCUUCAUAUCUCAUCUUUUCUUGUUCAUGCACUCACUGUAAACUCUGUCAGAAAAAGGAGAAGUAAGGCACCACCAGCCGGUAUGGUUAUUGCAACAUGUUUUUUCCUGAGGAGGCUGGAAAUACACGGCCUGAGCAACUCGUAUAUGGAGAAAACCAGUACAACCCCUACACACACACACACACUCACAGACACAAAGACAAAUCUAUGAUGAAAGGAAAUGUUACCUAACUGUUCAAGGUGUAGAGAAAAAGAGAUUGUAUCUCCACCUAGCUGUCUGACAUGUAUGGUCCUCUUACAGUCAUUUUGUAUUUCUCUGUAUGUAUUUAUGUGUGCAUACUGUACGCUUCAGUGCAAUUAAUCCUAUUCUACUGCAAUCCUAAUGAGAGUGUAUACAAAACACAUCGUAAAAUCUUGAGCUCUUUCCAUCAAGUAAGACAUAUUUUAAAUGUACAUCAGCAGUGCUGAUUGUUUGCACAUUUUUACUGGAUAUCACUUUUACAAUCUUUUGUUUACAUGCAAAAGGAGUUACCUGCUUUCCUCAGGUGCAUGUUUGGUAGUGAAGAAAUAAAGCAGCUUUUUUGGUCAUUGAGAGACAUUUUGCCAACAAAGAUGUUGAAUAAAAUUUGAGAAAAAGAUGAGCAGACAGAUGAAAGAGCUGUGAGUUGAAGUUAACAUGCAUGCUUUAAUAUCAGCUGUUGGAGUAUUGAUAUGAUCUCACAUGACACAAUUCUCUGAUUAUGCAGGUGCACAUUUUGAUGCUUUUCUUCUCUUUCUGUUUCUUACAGCAUCUGGUCAGUGGAGUUCACUACCGUUGGGGGUUCUUUGCACCUAGCGGUCCUGCUUUGGAUGAAAUAAGGGAGAUGGUGGAUGCUGGACAGGUACAACUUCAGGCUCUCUUAACUCUUCACAGACUGAAAACAUUGAUGUCUCUCUCCUCUAGAUAGUGUGCACAUCAGAAUGAAACUUGAGCCUGAUGGCCUUGGGAAGUUAUUUAGUGCCAUGAAAGAAGUUUAGGUGUAUAGAUAUACAUGCAUGGCUGUAUAAGAGGAGCCUUGUCAUGGGUUAAGGUUGUAAAUGAAGUUUGAAGAGGUUCAGAUUUGCAGUAGGACUUAAAGAAGUCGGAAGAAGGAGCUGAGGAGCUUGAGCAGAUGUUGUCUUUCAGACCAGGUGCAAAGACAGUAAACCGUAAUCAUUGGAGAGGGUCUACUAAAGAUAGGACUCAGCUAAAGUAGAACCUUAACGCUGCAUUUUGAAGGUUUUACAUUUCCAUUGCAGAAGCAGAACAAUAUUUAUUAUCAGCAUUUUUGCUUCAGCUUCUUCGCUAUUCAAUUUUUAAUUUUAGAAACUUGAGGAGAGAUGAGAUAACAUCUAAAAAUUUUGAGAAUGAUUUGUGUAAAAGUAUGAAAUCAGUGCAGCUCGACUUGCCCACCAACAUGUGAGCAUCAUCUGUUUAAGAGAUAUGUCCUGUCAUUAUUUAUAAACCUUCUUUUUGCACUCAAUGCAUCUUUUGUCUGUCAGAUCCGGCCUGUGGUGGAGGAGUCUUUCAGCUUCUCGCAGGUUCCUCAGGCCUUGGAGAAGGUGGAGAAGGGUCAUGCUCGAGGGAAGACUGUGGUCCAGAUCAGCAAAGGAGGAGACGGCUUAUAGCACCGAUUCUAAGAGGGACUCUGUGUGUGGUUCUUCACAAUCCUAAAACAAACUGAGGGUGUUCGAGUUGAAGGACGAGGCUGUGCAAGUGAGGUACAGGGAUACAGAAAGGACUAAUCAAGUGGUGAUCAGUGUGUGUGGGUCUUAUUGCUUCACUGUCUGAGGAUAACUCUAAAUAUUCUACCUUUUUCAGUGGCUUAAACAAAGAAACUAAUGAGAAAAGCCAAAGAAAGGGAACAAUUACAUCUCAUAAAUUUAUUCAGUCGAAACAUUUUAGCAAACACUGAAUGUACACAAAAAAAGAUGCUACGUAAACGAAUAAAUCCUUUCCUUAAACUGA